UGCACACACGCAUGUGGUUGCUUUGAGGCUGACCCAGCAUGCUGGUAGAAGUUCUUUAGUUGAGUGUGGGAGUGACAGCAGAGAGAUCGUGGUGCCUUGUUUCUCCUGAGUGCCUUCUUCGUGACUGAAAAGUUGUGAACAGCAUGUUUUGCCCACUGAAGCUCGUGCUGAUACCAGUGUUACUGGGUUAUUUUUUGAGCUUCGUUGACUUGAUUACUUCACACCCUGAGCUAAGAGUCCACGUGGGUGAUUCAGCCCUGAUGGGAUGUAUUAUCCAGAACACUGAAGGAAAAAGAGUGACCAAGGUAGACUGGAUACACUCCCCAGGACUGCAUGGCAAGGAUGAAUAUGUACUCUUCUAUUACUCCAACUUGACGGUGCCUACAGGGCGCUUUCAGAACCGAUCACACUUGGUGGGUGAUGUCUCCCAAAAUGAUGGUUCUCUACUGCUCCAAGAUGUGCAAGAUGCUGAUCAGGGAAUCUACAACUGUGCAAUCUACCUUGAACACGAGAGCAGGGUGUUUAAGAAAGUUGUGGUGCUACAUGUGCUACCAGAGGAAGACAAAGAGCUCAUGGUCCACAAGGGUGAGUCAGCUCUGAUGAGAUGUCAUCUCCAGAGCACAGAAGAGCGACGUGUGACCAAGGUAGACUGGAUGUUCUCCUCGGGACAGCAAGCCAAGGAGGAGAUUGUCCUAUUCUAUAAUGUCAACAAUCCUGUGAGGUACACCCCAUACCGGAGCCGCUUCCAAAACCGUGUAGACCUGGUCGGGGACAUUGCCCACAAUGAUGGCACCAUCAGGCUCCAGACAGUGAAGGAGUCUGACGCAGGACUCUACACCUGCAGCAUUGACUUGGGCAGCGUAACCUUCAGGAAAACCUCUGUGCUCCACGUGGUCCAGGAAGAGGCUCAAACAACCUCUAGGCCUGAGAUCCUGGGAGGAAAGUACAUGGUGAUCAUCGUGGCCAUUGUCUGCGCCACUGUCCUGCUGCUCACUGGUUGUAUAGUGAUUGCGAAGAAGACUUCCAGGAAAAAGAGAUCAGAAAGUUCUACCACCUCAGUGAAAAGCCUGGAGCACACAAGGAAGGCCAGUCUGGAGAAACAUGUCUACUCCUCAGUAACUACAUGGGAGACAGUAGAAGAAGAACCAAGUGCAAAACCAGACGCCACCUACAUGGUCAUGCAUCCAGCUCAACCCUCUCUAAGGUCAAAUCCAAGUAAACUACACUGAAGAAAGGCAACUUUUGAAAUUCCCAAAACAGAUUAAACUUUUUGAGAAGAUAGAAGAGCUCUCUUCAUCAUGUGGUGGCAGGAACUCUGUCCUCUGCGUGUCCUGAGCCACUGCACUGGCUACUUCAGAUGCCUGCCUCCCAGAUGUCCUGGGUGAGGGGCUGAAGGUGGAGGGUUUGGAGCUUGGCAGGCAGACUGGACAGCUGUGGAGGAUCCAGCCAGAUGAGACAAGGGAGCUUGUGGACUUGGCCCUGGGAGUGGGACUGUGGCCCCAGGCAAGCUGGCUGAGCCACUGCAGUGGCCUCACGCCCUCCAUCGACCAGACUCUUCAUGUGGACACUUGUUUGUGGAUGCGCUGCUGAGAAGAACCACGGAAAUUUAAACCAAGCCAAUUGAUUCGUCUGAUAAAUUAUCCCUAAGUAAA
Messenger RNA from Octodon degus (degu), 1652 nucleotides. It is a transcript of the gene Jaml, whose product is annotated as junction adhesion molecule like. Gene Ontology annotation, biological process: monocyte extravasation; heterophilic cell-cell adhesion; neutrophil extravasation. Gene Ontology annotation, cellular component: membrane. The transcript is spliced from 10 exons. Gene Ontology annotation, molecular function: cell adhesion molecule binding. Bases 144 to 1229 code for a protein of 361 amino acids. The record is from RefSeq and is a predicted model, not a curated record. Lineage: Eukaryota; Metazoa; Chordata; Mammalia; Rodentia; Octodontidae.